This is a messenger RNA of Rhinichthys klamathensis goyatoka, 2449 nucleotides long. RefSeq names its product info leucine-rich repeat, immunoglobulin-like and transmembrane domains 3a (gene lrit3a). Gene Ontology annotation, molecular function: protein binding. The record is from RefSeq and is a predicted model, not a curated record. Lineage: Eukaryota; Metazoa; Chordata; Actinopteri; Cypriniformes; Leuciscidae. Bases 261 to 2192 code for a protein of 643 amino acids. The transcript is spliced from 4 exons.
ACACACACACACUUCCCAUCCCACACUGUUCAACUUUAGUGACCUACUCAGCCUUGAGAAAUCCUCUUUCUAAUCUCGGCGCGCGCACCUCCCAAUCCUCCAGUUCUUCUCAGCUUCCUGCUCACCUGUGUUAGCAUGCUAAACAGGAUGCAUGCGGCAAUGCACUUUUCUUGCUUUUAUUCAUUCUCCCCGAGGACUGCUAAAGGGAUUUUUGUUCACUGAUGAUCGAUUGGGAUCUGAUGUGUGUCCGUGACUGAAGGAUGUAUCGUCUGCUGGUGGCCCAGGUUCUCCUGUGCUGCUGGAGUGUUGCACAACCCUUCUGUCCGUCGCAGUGCACCUGCGUGUACCACGGACGCAGCGAUGGCACUGGCAGCAGGUCUGUUUUAUGCAAUGACCCUGACAUGUCAGAUAUUCCAGUCAACGUCCCCUUGGACACGGUGAAGCUGCGGGUGGAGAAGACAGCUGUGCGUCGAGUGCCCACUGAGGCCUUCUACUACCUGUCAGAGUUGCGUUACUUGUGGAUAACGUACAAUUCAAUCACCUCUGUGGAUGCUGGCUGUUUCUACAAUCUGAAAGUUCUUCAUGAGCUACGACUGGAUGGGAACAUGAUUGCUAUCUUUCCCUGGGAGUCUCUGAAAGAGAUGCCAAGUCUGAGGACCUUGGACCUGCACAACAACCGCUUGACUAAUGUUCCUGUGGAGGCAGCACCUUACCUGGUUAACAUCACCUACCUAGAUAUUUCAAGUAACAAGCUAACUACCCUCCCCUCUGACUUGGUGGACAUCUGGCCUCCAUUUUCAGGCAUCCUGCCUAGUGCCAAUGCCUCACAAAAGAUUGUUCUAGGUCUGCAGGACAAUCCCUGGUACUGUGACUGUCGAAUUUCCAAGCUCAUUGAGUUGUCUAAGAUGAGCAGCAUACCUGUGGCGUUGAUGGAUCAGUUUCUAACAUGCAGUGGACCAGAGAACUUAGCUGGUGUCCUGUUCCAGCGGGCUGAACUGGAUCAGUGCCUCAAGCCAUCAGUUAUGAUUUCAGCCACUAAGAUCACGGCAUCACUAGGCAGCAAUGUGAUUCUGCGGUGUGACGCCAAUGGUUUCCCUACCCCCACCCUUCUCUGGACUAGAGCUGAUGGAUCUGCAUUCAACAACACAGUUGUGCAGCAAUCUCCAGGUGAGGGGGUUCAUUGGUCCAUCCUCAGUUUGCACAGUAUCGUGUUUAAGGAUGCAGGCGAUUACCUCUGCAAGGCCAAGAAUGUCGCAGGGAAGGCCGAGGCAUCCAUCACCCUGUCUGUGGAUGGGAUGCAGGCCACAACGCAGUCCCCACCGAUAAGCAUAACCAAGCUGCCCGAUGGUCAACCCGUGACUUAUUUUGUAGGGACUAGGACGCCAUUGUAUACUUCCUUAAGUCCCACACUUACAACCAGAGCUGCCAUGACCACAAUGCCACCGCUGCCAACCAGGAAGAGUCUGAGACCAGGCGAAGGAGUUCAGAGGUCCCCGCCUGCUGGAGACAAACCAGCUAUGGUCCAGCAAAGCAAAGGCGACAAAGGUUUAAUGAUGAGUGACAAGUUCAAAAAGAAAGCUGACAUCAAAGACAUUGAGGUAGUGGAGGAGACAAGUGACACGGCGGUCUUAUUAUGGACCGCUGAAGGUUUUCCAAGCAAUGCGCCCCUAACAGUGGUCUACUUUCCAUAUGAUGCGAAAGAGGAUAAGGAGUCGGUCGAUACGGAAGUUGGUCAAGGGAAGCUGCUCUUGGAGUAUCUGAUGCCUAACCUGCUCUACACGGUGUGUUUGGUUACUAAGGGUUCGGUGUCUGGGAAAGAGCAAUGUGUGGAUUUCAGUACUCUGGAUAACGGUGAUGACGAUGGGCAGAACAAAGUCCUGAUGAUCGCCAGCGGGAUCGCAUGCGCAGUUGCGGUGCCUCUCAUUUUGGUGUUGCUCUACAAGAUCUUGUGUCUGUACUGUAAAGGAAACAGUAGCAGGAACAGUGGACCAGAUGAAGACCUUUCAAAAGAGACGUACGUUAAGUUCGAGACGCUCACCAUGAAACAAAGGACUCUGAACGGGCAGGCGAAUGAUUUGUGGGCACGAAGGCAGACUCAGGAUUCAGAGAGGAUGCUCCUGUGCUCACGUUCAAGCAUUGACUCUCAGAUGACGUACAAGAGUGACAGCUCUAGAUCCGAGUACCUGUGCUAAUAAAUGGCAUAUCGGCUUUGUGUGUUAUCCUUUCCACACACAAGCUGUGGGAUCAUCGGUUUUAAAAGAUAAGCUCUUGAUAUGCUGUCAAACUCAAUGCCUUACUAGAGUUAUUUUGACUCCACGUUGUGUUUUCUGUCUCAUUUCCCAUUUUUAAAAGCCAUAUUCUUCACCCAAUCACACACAAUUAUGUAUUUCUUUUUAUGAAAUGCAGUGUACAUACAUGUAAAUGUUGUGUAUAUUGUAUAUGCCAACGA